Messenger RNA from Choloepus didactylus (southern two-toed sloth), 4869 nucleotides. RefSeq names its product secretory carrier membrane protein 1 (gene SCAMP1). Bases 140 to 1156 code for a protein of 338 amino acids. Gene Ontology annotation, biological process: protein transport. Gene Ontology annotation, cellular component: recycling endosome membrane; trans-Golgi network membrane. The transcript is spliced from 9 exons. Lineage: Eukaryota; Metazoa; Chordata; Mammalia; Pilosa; Megalonychidae. The record is from RefSeq and is a predicted model, not a curated record.
GUGGCGCGACCGGCUGGGUGGCCCCGCGAGCUGCACCCGGAUCUGCUCCGCGGCGACGUGAGCGCGCAGGGGGGCGGCGUCCUCUCCUAGUCUCUCUCUCUACUUCUGGGUCGGGUGGGUGACACCGAGCAGGAGACAGAUGUCGGAUUUCGACAGUAACCCGUUUGCGGACCCGGAUCUCAACAACCCCUUUAAGGACCCGUCAGUUACACAGGUGACAAGAAAUGUUCCACCAGGACUUGAUGAAUACAAUCCAUUCUCGGAUUCUAGAACACCUCCACCAGGCAAUGUGAAAAUGCCUAAUGUACCCAAUACACAGCCAGCAAUAAUGAAACCAACAGAGGAACCUCCAGCUUACACACAGAUUGCAAAGGAGCAUGCCUUGGCCCAAGCUGAACUUCUUAAGAGGCAGGAAGAAUUAGAAAGAAAAGCAGCAGAAUUAGACCGUCGAGAACGGGAAAUGCAAAACCUCAGUCAACAUGGCAGAAAAAAUAAUUGGCCACCUCUUCCUGACAAUUUUCCUGUGGGACCUUGUUUCUAUCAGGAUUUUUCUGUAGACAUUCCUGUGGAAUUCCAAAAAACAGUAAAGAUUAUGUACUACUUGUGGAUGUUCCAUGCUGUUACGCUGUUUCUAAAUAUCUUCGGAUGCUUGGCUUGGUUUUGUGUUGAUCCUACAAGAGGGGUUGAUUUUGGAUUGAGUAUCCUGUGGUUCUUGCUUUUUACUCCUUGUUCAUUUGUCUGUUGGUACAGACCACUUUACGGAGCUUUCAGGAGUGACAGUUCAUUUAGAUUCUUUGUAUUCUUCUUCGUGUAUAUUUGUCAGUUUGCUGUACACGUACUCCAGGCUGCAGGAUUUCAUAAUUGGGGCAAUUGUGGUUGGAUUUCAUCCCUUACUGGUCUCAACAAAAGUAUUCCUGUUGGAAUCAUGAUGAUAAUCAUAGCAGCACUUUUCACAGCAUCAGCAGUCAUCUCAUUAGUUAUGUUUAAAAAGGUACAUGGACUUUAUCGCACAACAGGUGCUAGUUUUGAGAAGGCCCAACAAGAGUUUGCAACAGGUGUGAUGUCCAACAAAACCGUUCAGACCGCAGCUGCAAAUGCAGCUUCAACUGCAGCAACCAGUGCAGCCCAGAAUGCUUUCAAGGGUAACCAAAUUUAGAGAAUCUUCAAACAGUACACUAUUACCUUUUGACUGUACUUUUCCUCCAGUUACUGUAUUCUAUAAAUAUUUUUAUGUUCAAAACACACAGUAUACACAGCAUGUAUAUUUCCUGUUCACUUGUGCAUGGGCGAAAAUCAGAAAAACUUCCUUACCUUAUUAUUUUACCUAAUAGUUUAUUUAGUAUUUCAGUGCCCCUUAUAGAAAAAAAUAUUACAUGCUAAAUAAAUAUUCUCCAUAUUUUUUGGGGAAUGAAUGUUCAGCGAAUUCUUUCAGUGGUGACACACUGAAAUUAAUAUGGUACUUAUGAUUAAAAUGCAUUUAGUGUUAGCUGCAGUAGUUCUUUCAAGAAUUUUUAGACAUAAGGAUUACACAAUGAAGCAAUAAAGUGAUGCUUCAUUCCUAUUUCCCUAUUUAUAUUGAAGGAAAUAGGGCAGCAGAGACUUAAUGGAAUUUUAAAGUCGCUUGCUUUUUAGCAAUUUCAGUCAACCGUGAAGAGCCCAUGUGCAUUUCAUAAAAGAUAAUGUAAAUUUUAUCUUCUUUUUAUUUUCUUUUUAGAGUAGUUAGUUAUUUUGAUAUCAACCUCUGAUCUUGCAUGGACACCAAGUUUCUUAAAUGAGUUUAGUAUUUUGGGUUCUGCACUGUUUAUGGUUGUAGGAUUGGGGGGUUGUUUCUGGAAUCAUAGAAAUUAUUUUCUGUAGUUCCUUUAAAAUAACAAUUUACUGGGGUAUAAUAUGAGAAUUUAAUAUAAUAUACAGUGCAUUAUCCAAAAGCAAAGGUAGUUAAUUGAUGGAGUAGAAUUUAGUGAUAAUUCCUUUUUUUUUUUUAAUUUUCAGUAUUUAUCUCAUAGAAGGAUAUUACUUUAUGGAAACUUUGGUAUUUCUUGUGGCUUAUCUUUGAAGUUGAACUGAGAUUGUGAUUGGUAGCUCUUUAUUUUUUGGUGGAAUUUUUAACAGAGAUAUUAGUCUAGCCUAACUCCUUGUCCAAAAAGAGCUUACAGUAUUUAAGGGAUUUUUCUUUUAGCUUUUCAUCUCUAAUGGCAUUAAAAAACAAUGACCCUAGCAUUUCACAUGUACUUGAAUUACUAUUGCAUCUCAGUCUUUCAGUUUUUGAGACAGACUGAAUACAUUUAAAAUUUUCAGCAAUAAAAAAAUAAAACAUUUAUCUUGCACCAAGCAAGAAAAUACAAAUACAGUUAAAAGCAUUAAUUAUGAACAUUAAGACAUUAAAAUUGUUACUAUGCAGCACAGAAGUUAUUCUUAUAGUGUUCUUGGGUUCAAACUUUGAAUCAUUUUUAAUGCUGGUAAAAUGACUCAAAAACAUUGUAAAGUCAUGCAAUUAUGUUUUGGAAGUCUUUAACUAAUUUAAGAUUGCAGAAGGAUAGGUAGUGAUUUAUUCAAUUUGAUUUUAAAUGAGGGUAGUCUAUUAGAUUAUAUUAUUUGAGACUACAAAUCCUUUUUAAAAAACAGAUGUGCAUAAAUAGUUAAAUCAUUUUCAUUUUCUUCCCCAAUUAUAGAGUUAAAAUGAGUUUCAUGCUGGGGGAGUGAAGGUGAGGAGAGGUGUUUCUUGCUAUUUAUAAAGAAGUUCUGUAUGAUACUAGGAAAGACAGAUCCAUCCAGAUGGUGUUUACAUUUGACUUAUUUGGAUCUUUAUUGAAGUAAUAUACUUGAGAGAUAUUUCUUUUAUUCUGAAGAAAAUAGAAUUCAGAGUAUGAAUUUAAAGCUGUUUUCAUGAAUAUUUCUGAUCAGUGAUAAUCUCCACCCAAAUUCUUAAUGAACUAAAUGAAUUCCAAAUUUUUCAGAGCAUAUAAUUUUACUGUUGAGAAUCUGCUUAAUUAUGUGGUUUAUUGAGUGUAGAUUUUACUAACAUUUGAACUAUAACCAUAGUAUCACAAGAGCACAUAUAUCCACCAUUAAUUUACAUCUCAGGUCCAUUUUUGUUUUUCUUUAAACUACAAAUAAAAGAUAUGUCAUAGAGACUUUUGAGAAAACACUGAGAUGCCCUGAGCAUUUUCCUUCAGAAUAGCAAUGUUUCUCUCUCUUGUUCAAAAAUCCCCAAAGGUAAUAUUGUUAGAUAAUUAAAGAAUAGUUACAACCAACAAUAUCUUUUUGUAUGGAUGGGGGGAAAUGAUGUUUUAAAAUCAGUUACUUGGCUUAAUUUAAUACAAGUUUGUGAGAGAAAAUUAUUUUUUGAAAACAUAGAUUGCAUUAAAAUAAUGGCAAUACCUAGUUUGAUCAGGUAUGAAAUGGGCUUUAAAUUGUUCCUCCUCACUGUUCUCUUAACAGUAAUCAGUAAAUAGUCACAUUUUCAGUCAUCAAAAGAUUAGCAUUUGUUAGUGUUUUUAUACUUACUAGUAAAAUUAGCUGGUUUCCCAGACAUGAAAUGGUCUUCACGUAAUAGGCCACCAUGUCAUUUUUCAGUUUGAAAUAUUAAAUUGUGGCUGUUUUAUUUCAAAGUAGAGUUUGAACACUGGAAAAUCAUUGCUCAGUGAUUUGUCAUUUGGGACUUGGAUUAUUUAUCUAGGGAUGUUUGUAUAUUUUGUCAGAGUAGUAUUGCGCUGCCUUCAUGGUAACUGUCACGGUUCUAUAUAAAUGCCCUCCAUCUGUCCCUCUAUGUUGCAUGUUUUCAAUGGUUUGGAAGUUUUGUAUAUUUAUUGUAUUAACACAGUGUCACAAAAUAAAAUGCUGUUUACUGGAUGUUUGUAUAAUUUUAAACACUAUAUUAACACUUCAGAGGCAGAAAUUAUGCAGAGGGUUUAAUGUACAUAGAAAUUCUGUAUUUGAUUUGUUAAAAUAAUCUGUUUAUAAUUCUAUCAUGUACUAAAACAAAUGAAUAAUCUAAAAGAUUAGUGAAAAACUCUUAGCAACAGAAAAUGACAAUUUUAUCUAUUGCAUUAGACCUUUAUAGGCAGUAGAAUAUGAGCUUCACUGAGCACCACUUUAAGGUCAAAACACACUGACUUCUUAUCUGGAAGUUAGAUUCAAAGUGGAAAAUCUGUUUUGUGGCUCAGAUUUUUCCUUAUAGGUUACAAUGGAUGCCUCUAUAUUAGUAUUGUAUUGAUUCUGUUGGAUUUAUGUUCUCUUUCCCACCCUCAUUACCUAUUCCUGUUUUAUGUAUUGGUGAAAAUACCUAUGUGUGUAUUGUUGAAUUUUUCACUUGGUUAUCCAGAGAGUAUGUAAAAAUAUAAUCUAUAAUAAUGUUCAUGGUGAAAUACAUGUUAAAUUAAAACAGGAAAAGCAUUUUAGAUUUUCUAGGUGUUAUCUUAAAAAACUGAGUUUGUAUUGUCACAUUUAAUUUACUAGGAAAAUAUCUUAUUCUGUAUAUGAGAUAUAAUUAUUGAUUUGCAUUUUUGAGUGAAUUUAUGUUAAUUAGUGUUAUUUAGUGAAUUUACGUUUAUUAUUUCUGUAAAUCAUUUGCAAUAGUAUAAUGCUUUUAUAGUCAUUCCUAUAUCUUUUUCUGGAAGCAAUGACAUUAACAUCUAAUUUUACAUCUUAAUUGGUAAAAUCUGUAUUUAGCAUGACUUACUUACGUACGGAAUAUGUUAUUUUGGACUUUUUUUCUGCUAAACGUGGGUAAGAAUUACUGUUAUCAUACACCAUUUCACAGUUCUCAUUUCUUUCUUUUUCAUUAAGGUAAAUGUUUAGAGGAAUUUGUUAAUUCCCUGUGAUUAAGGACCUUUAGAGGUAAAAUAAAUGUGGUUAAUUUUAAAAUAA